Messenger RNA from Setaria italica (foxtail millet), 3870 nucleotides. RefSeq names its product helicase-like transcription factor CHR28. The coding region runs from base 364 to 3471 and encodes 1035 amino acids. The transcript is spliced from 11 exons. Gene Ontology annotation, molecular function: ATP-dependent chromatin remodeler activity; ATP binding. The record is from RefSeq and is a predicted model, not a curated record. Lineage: Eukaryota; Viridiplantae; Streptophyta; Magnoliopsida; Poales; Poaceae.
CAAAUCUCCUCCCCCGGUCUCGGUCGCGCACGCCCGCCUGCCGUCACGCACGAACCGCCUCGCCGGAUUCCCCUCGCCGCGAUAGAUUCUCGCCGAUUCCGCCGCCACGUGCUCAGAAACAUCCGGCGCCGCGCCGGCGUGCGGUCGCCCGUCGAUCUCCGCCCGCGCCCACUCGCCGAUUUCGGAGCAGGCUAACUGCUGCCUGCUGAGAUCUGUCACUGAAGCCUGGUGCAUUAUUUGUUCCUAGUCACAAGUCAUUGUGCAGGAGACUGUCCUCAAGCGUGUUGAUGUUAAUUAAUUUGAUUAAUAUCUGGUGAUUAAAGCUAAGCAUAACAGAAAUUCGACAAAGCAUAUUUAACGUGCAUGAUUGUAAGCAAUAUGGACAUUAUUGACUUAAGUUCAGAUAGUGAGGGAGACAUCAUUGAUCUGUCUUCUGAUAGUGACGGCAACAAUGAGUUUCACUCAUGGAGAGAAGAUGAUACCGAUUAUGAGGAUCCUGUUAGUCCUUUUGAACUGCCUCUUUUUCCUCUCAGCACAGCACUUGACCAAUACGAUAAUUGGCAGAUCGCAAAAAAAGAAUAUGAUGAUUGGUUUAACAGUAGAAAUGCUUCAUCCUCUUAUAGCCCUGUUGAGAAUAGAUCAACCACUGAAAUGAGCAGUGGGGUGAGUAAUGAUAUCAAGAGGGAUAUUCCAUUAUCAAUAACAUAUGGUUCUGCAGCAAAAUCUGAACCCUUCCAUGGUCCAAAUGUUGAACAUCAGUUUCCACAAUCUUUCACCAAUGGAAACUUCAGUCCUCAAUCAUUUGCAUCCAAUCAUUCAAGUUUAGGUGACAACAGAAUCAAGGAAGAGCCUGCUGUGAAGUUUGGUGGUUUUCAAAGAUGCACUGCGAAUGGAAAUGGGAUGUCUUCAUCUACAAUACCAACAGAUGAUGUCUUUGUAUGUGGAGGUUCGCGUUCACAUAGGAUCUUCCCUCCACCAAUGCCACCCAGGACUUCUGUUAAUGAUGCAAAAGAUGAUGAUGACAUAGAAAAAAGGCUUUUCGGUUUAGAUGAGAGAGCUGUAUAUGAAGAAGCCCUGAAGAUGCAGCAUAUCAUUCAGGAAAAAAGGGAAGAAGAUCUGCCUGAAGGUGUUAUGUCAGUAUCACUGCUUAAGCAUCAGAAAAUUGCAUUAGCUUGGAUGCUUUCGAAGGAGAAUAGUUCACAUUGUUCAGGUGGAAUUUUGGCAGACGAUCAGGGUCUUGGGAAGACAAUAUCAACGAUUGCCCUUAUACAGAAGGAGAAGGUUAAGCAGUCUAGGUUCAUGACUGCUGGUUCAUACUGUACAAACGCUGUCCCAAACAUUGAUGAUGAUGAUGAUGAUGUGGUCAUUGCCAUGGACAAGAAAGAACUGAAGGUUGAACCCUUGAAAAAGCUAGAUGAUUCUGCACGAUUGAAUGUUUCCAGCAGUCUUAAGCUCUGUGAUGAUGAUGUGGUCAUUGUCAUGGACAAGAAAGAACUGAAGGUUGAACCCCCCCUUGAAAGGCUAGAUGAUUCUGCAAGAUUGAAUGUUUCCAGCAGUCUUAAGCUCUGUGAUAGUCAGUCAGGUGCUGCUACUGAUAUAGUUGAAUCAAGGAAGAAGACCAGAAUGAGGUCCUCUGCAUCAACCUUGAGGUCCAAGACUAGACCAACUGCAGGAACAUUAGUGGUGUGCCCUGCUAGUGUUCUUAGGCAGUGGGCUAAUGAGUUGUCUGUGAAGGUCACGGAAGGCGCUAAAUUGUCAGUUUUGGUUUAUCAUGGAGGUUCAAGGACUAGAGAUCCAAAUGAGUUGGCAAAAUAUGAUGUUGUUGUCACUACAUACAUGACCGUGGCAAAUGAAGUGCCUAAAGAAAACUCUGAUGAUGAGAAAUAUGACAUUGAAAUGUCUGGAAUUUGUCCGGAAUUUUGUGCUGGCAGCAAAAGAAAACGACUACCGAAAAAGCAAAGCAAGGCAAAGAAGAAAAAUAAACCUAGCAAUUCAGAUGGUGGCCCACUUGCCAGGGUGAAAUGGUUCAGAGUUGUGCUUGAUGAAGCUCAAACAAUAAAAAAUUACCGGACUCAAGUGUCAAGAGCUUGUUGUGGACUGAUGGCAGAAAGGAGAUGGUGCUUAUCAGGAACACCUAUACAAAAUAAAAUUGAUGAUCUAUACAGCUAUUUCUGUUUCUUGAAAUAUGAGCCAUAUUCUAAACUUAGUUCUUUUAAAGAUAAGAUCAAGUACGAAAUUACUAAAGAUCCAGUUCGUGGAUAUAAGAAACUUCAAGCUAUCUUGAGGAUAAUUCUACUGCGGCGCACAAAAGAAACGCUAAUAGAUGGAGAACCAAUCUUAAAACUACCACCGAAGACAAUUCAGCUGAGUAAAAUAGAUUUCACCCAAGAGGAGCGAGCUUUCUAUUUAACACUUGAAGAAGGCUCUCGACAAAAGUUCAAGGCAUAUGAUGCAGCUGGAACAAUAAAUGAAAAUUAUGCAAACAUCCUUGUGUUGCUGUUGCGGCUUCGGCAGGCUUGUGACCACCCUCUUCUUUUGAAGGGGCAGGAAUCAGAUCUUGUUGACACUAAAUCUAUAGAAAUGGCAAAGCAACUUCCUAAGGAAACAGUGACAGAUUUGCUUGAAAAGCUGGAAAGAGGUCCUGCAAUUUGUUCCAUAUGCAGUGAUCCACCAGAGGAUGCUGUUGUCACGACAUGCGGUCAUGUUUUCUGCUAUCAGUGUGUACAUGAGAGCUUAACGAGUAAUGGACAUGUCUGCCCCUCUCCACUUUGUGGGAAGAAACUAAGUGUUCGAUCUGUUUUUACACCAGCAGUAUUAAAGCUUUGUACCUUGCCAAAGUUGGAGCUUGAUGUAAUAUCUAGUUGUUCCACUGUGGAUGACAAAUCAUAUUCAAUCUGUGAAAGCAGUUACAUCUCCUCGAAGAUCCGACAAGCAGUGGACAUACUUAAAUCAAUCAUCACAGUGGGGGAUGCUACCGAAGCAAUUCCAAGCGAGAUGGCCCCUGUUAAGGCAAUAGUCUUCUCCCAGUGGACUGGCAUGUUGGAUUUGAUGGAGCUUUCACUGAAUAGCAGUGGCAUACAAUUUAGGAGGCUAGAUGGAGCAAUGUCUCUCAACUUGAGGGAAAAAGGAGUGAACGAGUUUAAAAAUGAUCCCAAGGUGAGAGUAAUGCUUAUGUCACUGAAGGCUGGCAAUCUGGGUCUAAAUAUGAUAGCUGCUUGCCAUGUGAUUAUGCUUGAUCCUUGGUGGAAUCCUUAUGCUGAGGACCAAGCUGUUGACAGAGCACACAGGAUUGGUCAGACCCGUCCUGUUACUGUUUCGCGGUUUACAGUAAAGGACACGGUGGAAGACCGCAUUUUAGCUCUGCAGGAGAAGAAGAGAACGAUGGUGCAAUCUGCCUUUGGCGAGGACGGUUCCAGUGGCAAUGCUACCCGACUCACCGAUGAAGAUCUCAGAUACCUCUUCAUGGUGUGAUGGCGGACUUGUAAUCAUUCGUGGGGCUGAUGACUUUUUUUCUGUGACAAUCUUAACACAUAGGCUAGGUUAGAGUUUGAUGGUAGUAUCUGGCACUGUUAUUUAUGCAAGUAGGCAUUUUGAAGCUGAGGUAGUGUAUGCUUAUGCACCUCACCAAUGGCCGAUGCUCCAAGCCCACAUUUGCACUGUUGUUGCAGUGGGUGGACAGUGUAGCGUUCUGCUGGUUUUCGUAGUUGUGAGAGAGCUCUUCCAUCCGAAGGAGAAGAUUUGUACAUGGAUGUCAUAUAGAUAUCGUUGCAUUUUUGUUCUUUGAUUAGCCUAGACACGAAACCUGUAGCUGCUAAUUGUGGAACAGAUGCUUUUUUUGUGUGAUAAUUGCUCUAGUCAACUUCAACUGUU